UUGAUCUUUACUGGGGAUAGGGUGGAGGAAGGGCUUGCUUCUGAUCUGUCCUCUUUCUUGUUCUUUCCACUCCAACAAUUCUCAUUGAUGUUGAGGGCCAAUGGGAAGAAACACGUUCUGCUAAUCCUACCCUCGUUCAUAAAGAAUUCUUUUUCUUGUCCACCCGUUCCAUCUUUGGCUGACUGUCCAAGUGAGGUUGCCCAGCGCGUACGCUGUUGCCGUAGAGACGCAGCAAACACAGGGCGGCAGGCAGCAGAUCAGCAGUGGCUCGAUGCAGCGCUCCCGCUGUGCAGCUCUCUCUGUCCGCUGUCGUUCCGGACACGCUGCUGUGCGCAGUUCAGUCAGCCGGACAAGGACCACGUGCUGUAGAGCGUGAGGAGAAUCAUAUUGUCCGUGAGCAGCGAGAUAACAGUCAUGUCCGGCUCUUACGGGGGACACACAUUCCGCUCGGACUGGUCCGAGAGCGACUCCGCAAGAACAUUGACCAUCGACAGGACAUCGAAGAGAAGGACCAGCGAUCCUAUAGUGACGUCCUCGCCCGAACAGCUAUGUGAUUUACACGUGUACAAAGUGCCUUUGGACUUAUGGCGCACCCCACUCAACAACAUCCUCAACCAGUCUGUUACAGACACCGUCUCUCUGGGCAUCAUAAGGGUGCCGCCGGACCUUCCGCUGAUCGACCUGCGUGCGGAGAUCACUCGCCAGCUCGAGGACCAGGCGCCCAAAGACUACGUCUUCCUUCGCAGUGUGGGACGUAGUCUUACAUGGCUCAAGUCCAAACAGGAGAUCCAGCUGAAGGCGAAGCAUUUUCUCCCGCCUGUGCACUAUGCGCCGGAACUGUUUCUGCUGGAGGCCAACCCCGAGAUGCGGGAGGCCCUCGCCAUUAGUGAUCGGUCGUCGCAGCAGUCUCCCAGCUCUCUGCAUCACGGCUCCACGGGCCAUGGCUACCAGAACAGUAACCGUGGUUACGGCACUUACCGGGACGGCUACCGGAACAAGGACGGAUACCCGGGUGACCGCCGAACCAUACAACGCGUCCCAGAUAGAGCCUCCCCCACCCGGCACUACACCCCUUUACCCAAAAUCGACGCGUCGAGUUCCCAGCCGCAGAGCCAGGAGGGUUCUCCGGCAUUUUUCACCGAUGUCGGCGCUGACUCCCGCGACUCCUUUGACAAUAAUAACUAUCACCAGGCUAGCACCUUUCGCCCCGACCCUCGUACACGCCAGAGGUAUAAGGACAGGGAGGAGGAUGAUUCCCCCUCACAAGACUACGAUGGCCACAAGGAGAACCAGCAGGUGGCCAUCAGAAGAGAAGAUGAUAAACGCUAUCGCGAGCACCAGCACCAGCACCAGCAGCACCAGCAGCACACACCCCAGAAAGAUACUUAUCGUAGAACGAGAAUUCAGAUUCGGAAACUGUUUCUCCCCAUUCGCCAGCAGAGCGUCAGCCCCCACGCUCUACGGUGCACUCCCCUGUUAGGAAAGGACAAGCAGGCUCUGUGCAUAAGGGAGGUAACCACGAGCGUGAUGCUGCUUACACCACCAAUACCAAUGAAGAUUCGGGUGUUGCAGGCCUGCGGGACCGACGACGCAGGGCCGCCGAUGAUCCGCUACCGGUCCGAGGAGGACAGGAAGCGAGAGGAAGAAGAGGAGAGGAGGAGAGCGGAAGAAGAAGAAGAGAGGAGGAGAGCGGAAGAGGAUGAGGAGGCAGAGGAGGCGGCCAGGCGGGCGGAGGACGCUAAAAGCAAAGGUUCCAACAAGCGCGACCUUGAUCGCUUCCCCUCGCCCCCUACUCUGCGGAUGUCCUCACCGGACCUGGAGAUUCCACGAGACACCGAGUCGGCUCGGCGCCGCAGACGUCAGGAGAGAGAAAAGCUGUUGGCAGAACUGGAAGACGCGAAAGAAGCUCGACACGGCACUGAGAAGGAGAGAGAAGAGCUAGUCAAGAAAGCCAAAAAUCUUCAGAACAAAACUCAGAACAGACGAAACCAUGCGCGAGAUUUGUGGAAGAAAAAAUACUUCGACGAGAAGAAAAAGACAGCGCCUCUGGAGGAGCAGACAAACAGACUGCGUGAGGACCUGGAGACACUACACCGGAAACUCAUGAACACGCUGGAGGGACCAAAGAGAAGAACGUCAAGCUUAGGAGACAAGCAUCCUUCCCAAAAGAACAACUUUGUGAUCCAGUGCACCAAGCUACAGCACGAGAUUGACGAUCUCCGGCGGCGCGUGGAGAACGCCAAGAUGAAGCUGACGGCGGAAAUGAAGCUGCGCAACCAGGCGGAGGCCGAGCUGCGGGCUUUGCGGGCGGAGCUGGUGCAGAAGAAGAUCAACCUGACGCUGACGAGGUCCCAACAGUUCGCCGCCCUGUCGCCCGGAAUGUCCAACGAAACGCUGGUGAAACCCGCCGUUCCCGGCAUCCCACACGGCAAGGGGGAGGCGCAGGCGCUGCAGUCCUAAGCCUCUCUCGCUCUUUCUUUCUCUCCUGCCAGGUACACAAGGGUGUGAUUCUCAUUGACCAUUCGUGCCAACGACCCCGAACGGACUUCAGUGCUGACUGCUUCUUGGACACUGCAGUCUGAAACAGUCAUGCCAGUCACGAGUUGCGGUGUAUUUUUAGUGUAUUUCAAUAGCAUUUGCACCACGCAUUUUUUUCUAGGUUUUUUUUUACCUCCCCUUUCCGCAUACCCUCCCUUUCUUGUCUCAGAUUCACGGUGCACGGGUAUGUGGUGCCAAGACGGUGUCUGUCCCCAGUUCAAAUUUUCGGUGACAACUUCCCACAGAAUGAGACAAGAAGACUAACAGUAGCUAAGCGGGUAGGGGUAGGGGGUAGGGGAGGAAUCUGCUCAUAGGUCAAUGUAUCUUUAAAUAUCUGGUAACUAAGACUUUGAUGUCCUCAUCCCCCGAACUGCCACGAAAAUUGCUAGUGAAAUGAAACUUUUAACAUCACGUCUUUCGACAAAAAUGUUAUCGCCAAUGCGUUACUCUUUGCUUCAGCCUAAUAUGAGUACGAAAGUUGUGUUUACCAUACAUUUCCAAUGUCUUCGUAACUCUGUAUACCUUAUUCUCUUAGGUGUUAAUGUUUUUUGUCUUGUGAAUGGGUGUAAUAUAUAAAAAUAGUUAACAAAUGCCUUGUAAAAAUGUACAGUUGUAUUAUUCAUCAUUGUAGAGUUUCUCUGUGCAUCCUCCUACUGUGUAUUUAUGUUCUUUAAGUUUGAGCUAAAAGUAGAUGCAAACAACUUAUCUGUGAUAAAUUUCGAGUCCAGUAUAACCUGGGAAUUGUCCACAAAUAUAUUUAUACAAGUAGAAGAGAAACCCAAAACGGACUUUUGUCAACAUGUGUCAUCAUUUACCUUCAGAAUAUAUCUGUAAAAAACAGAACAAAAUUUAUAUUGUCAAUUUGUUUUUUUGACAUUGCUAUACAGUUGUAUUUUGAUGAGAAGACCAACAUUUCCAUGCUACUCCUUUUAUUAAAACUGUUAAUCACCGACUAGCAAAAUGUUAUCCGCUAAUCUAGAUUGUUCGAGUCGGUUCUGCACAAAUAAACGUUGUCCAUCUAUAAGAUAAAUUGCAUUCCUCCAUUCGGACAAAGUACCGACAACUGCGUUACAUCUCAGUUACCUCCCCGUAAAGGACAGACUUUCCAUUACUGUAGAAAUCUUUUGUUCCUAACAAUAGUGACCGAAGUACUCAAAUUCUCACGCAUGCAGACAAACAGAAAAAAGAAAGUCAGCUCUGGCAUAUCUGUGAUAAACAGUUGUUCAUGUGACUUGUAGUCCAGUGCUAACCAGCAGACACCUGGGAGGUGGCUAAAAGCCACUCUUCUCAAACUCGUUCAUUUUAAUACAUCUCUAGAGUAGCAGUAGGUAUAUCUGACUGCAUUUAGCAUCAAUAAAAAUGACGUGGUUCGAAUCCCAAGUGUCGGGCUCGCUUCGUCAGCACGUGAACAAAAAUAGUGUCGGUAAAGGAAAGACCAGUAAAUCAGAUUUCACCUUCAAGCUUUUUAAUCACGUUUAUUUAUGUUGCUUAUAUAAUCAAAUCCUUUGAGAGUUACUGAAAAAUUUAAGGUUUUUUCUGUUGUCGUUUAUGUGUCAUUAUGUCGUCAGAUAUUUUUUGACUGCAAUGUUUCUGCCAACUAGAAAACGUUAAACAUAUUUUCUUGUUUAGAAAAGAAGCACUUGUCUUGAUUCUGUCAUAAUUUAUAGUUUUUUUACAAGUUUUCAUGUAAAAGAAAUCAAGACACGUUUCCAUUCGACAAAUGCCAAGCAACAGGGACUGGAACGUGUUGUGGUGAGCCAGGUGGGACACUGUGAGCAGGAUGGCUAAGAUGGCUUCCCGCGUCCCGUGCUCCCGUGCUCACACAGUUCAUUGGUCUGAUUGUAAACUCAGUUGCUCCUUGUAGCAGGACUGUCCUUUUGAUUAAUGUUCUGGAAUUGCACAUACGCUUUCAAGAAAACAGUGGGGUAUAUGAAAUUGAAAGUGUUGUUUUCAAUAGUAUAGAUAUCGUACUGUCAGAAUCCUGAAUACAUGCCGUCCGUCCUGGCAGUCUGUUUAAGGUAAAGUCUUCUGCACGCAUGUAUGUUGUGGAGGCUGUGAUAAAUGUGAUGACCUCAAUUUGGAUUUUUUUUCACAAAUAAGUUUUUGAACAUGUGUCUAGCAUUUAAUCUUUUGUCAGAUAUUGUAAUCUUUUUCAUGAAUCCCUUUUAAAAAAAAUAUAUUUUUCAUAAAUGUUUACUUCAGUACA
Pomacea canaliculata is the source of this 4744-nucleotide messenger RNA. Its product is annotated as trichohyalin-like. The record is from RefSeq and is a predicted model, not a curated record. NCBI's taxonomy places the organism in Eukaryota, Metazoa, Mollusca, Gastropoda, Architaenioglossa, Ampullariidae.